This is a messenger RNA of Corythoichthys intestinalis (scribbled pipefish), 647 nucleotides long. RefSeq names its product proteasome maturation protein (gene pomp). The record is from RefSeq and is a predicted model, not a curated record. NCBI's taxonomy places the organism in Eukaryota, Metazoa, Chordata, Actinopteri, Syngnathiformes, Syngnathidae. Gene Ontology annotation, cellular component: nucleus; cytoplasm. The transcript has 6 exons. Bases 102 to 527 code for a protein of 141 amino acids. Gene Ontology annotation, biological process: proteasome assembly.
AGCUUGACGCAUAUUAUAUGACGUCAUGACCGGAAAUAGCGUGUUGAAAAUGCGACACAUUACCGACUGUUGAAAAAAGAAAGUGAAGUCGUCUGUUCAUAAUGAAUUCUCGAGGUAUCCACUCACAGCUGAAAGACAGCGUACCGGCAACUGGCUUGUGUCCACCGGGGGCUUAUGGCGCUCAUGAUACGCUUCGCAACGGGUUCAGCAAUGUGAAAAAUGAGAUCAUUCCUGCCCAUCCACUGGAGCUGUCAGAAAAAAAUUUCCAGUUGAGCCAGGACAAGAUGAAUUUCUCGUCCCUCAGGACCAUCCAGGGGCUUCAUGCCCCACUCAAAUUGCAGAUGGAAUAUAGGGCAGCUAAACAGAUCCAGCGUCUUCCAUUCUUGCAGAGCUCCAACCUUGCGCUGGACACACUGAGAGGCACUGAUGAAUCCAUUGGCUUUGAAGACAUCCUCAAUGACCCAACACAGAGUGAAAUGAUGGGUGAGCCACACAUGAUGGUGGAAUGCAAGCUGGGAUUGUUUUAGAAGAUGAACAAUUUGUUAUCGUGUCUGUUUGAUGUGCUGUAACUGAAGUGACCAGCACAGCUUUUGUAUUAUUCCAAAUUGUAUGGCAGUUCUAAUAAAAGCCAAUAAACAUGCUCAUAA